Diachasmimorpha longicaudata is the source of this 1292-nucleotide messenger RNA. RefSeq names its product diphosphoinositol polyphosphate phosphohydrolase 1 (gene Aps). The record is from RefSeq and is a predicted model, not a curated record. The transcript has 3 exons. Gene Ontology annotation, molecular function: bis(5'-adenosyl)-pentaphosphatase activity; diphosphoinositol-polyphosphate diphosphatase activity; endopolyphosphatase activity. NCBI's taxonomy places the organism in Eukaryota, Metazoa, Arthropoda, Insecta, Hymenoptera, Braconidae. Gene Ontology annotation, biological process: diadenosine pentaphosphate catabolic process; diphosphoinositol polyphosphate metabolic process; adenosine 5'-(hexahydrogen pentaphosphate) catabolic process. Gene Ontology annotation, cellular component: nucleus; cytoplasm. Bases 433 to 987 code for a protein of 184 amino acids.
GAUGCACAUGGCUGUGGGAGUUCCUCGUGGGAAGUCGUAGGCGUCGGUUCCGUAAUUUACGUGCUUAUUGGUGACUUUGAAAGUUUGAGGUUACAAGUUUUUUCGUGAACGACGGAGUGCAACGCAGUGAAAUAACUAUUCGGUGAUCGAUUGCUGGUAGAAUCGUUGAGAAAUCCGUGAUUAUCCAGUUGUUCGUGUGAUUUGCAGUGGCCAUUGUUGUCCGUUAAUACAAUUGAUCAGCAGAAGUGUGGAGACGGAUAAGGGACAAUAGUGAAAAGUACAUCGAUUAUGUCGGCUGCAAGUAAUCAUAUGAUCAUGUGGCAAUUUUGGAUGCUCGAUACGGCUGUUUGACGAACAAUUUGAAGAGAAAUUUAGUGAUUUGUAAAUCGUCAGCCGUUAUUUUGCGAGUAUAUUUGGAUUAAUUUAUUCAUCAUGGUCAAAGAGAAGCCAAACUCCAUUAGGAUCUACGAUUCGGAGGGAUAUAGACGGAGGGCCGCGUGUAUUUGCGUCAAAAACGACCUCGAGGAUGAGGUCCUGCUGGUGACAUCGAGUAGACGACCUGAUAGCUGGAUCGUACCUGGUGGGGGGGUCGAACCCGAGGAAGAUCCAGCUGUUACGGCACUCAGGGAGGUCAGGGAAGAGGCCGGGGUGCUUGGACAGCUCGGACGGUGUCUCGGGAUUUUUGAGAAUAUGGAACACAAACAUCGAACAGAAGUCUGGGUGAUGCGAGUGACGGAGGAGUUGCCAGAAUGGGAGGACUCACGUUCCAUCGGUCGCAAACGAAAAUGGUUCUCCAUAUCUGAAGCACUGGCACAAUUGGCUCAACACAAGCCCGUCCAACGCUCCUACAUCCACAGUCUGCGUAACACAAACCCCCGGAGGGUAGCAUCAACACCCACACCAUCCCUCCAUUCUCAUCAGAUACCGACACCCAUUCAUGUCGUGACGAAUUCAAACUCCGAUCCACAUUUCAGUAAAAACAGCUAAUGCCUCAUAUUAUCAACUGAUUACAUUAUCUGAAUUUUUAAUAACGAAAUGUUAACAUGAUUGUAAUCUCCAUUUUUUGUAUUGCCUCGAUGUUGCAGUGACAACGAUAAUCCACUCAUCAUUUGUACUUUAUACAUAUGCGAAAAACAUUGUAACAAUUCUGUAAGCUAUUUAAUUGAUAAAAUUAUGAGCAUAUGCUAGAUAAGCUGCGUGAAUGAUGUGAAAGAAGUAAUGUGACUACUGCGUAUUGGGUUUAUCACAAAUUAGGACUGUCAUUACUUAAAUAAAAAUAGUUUAUAUGCUAA